Cylicostephanus goldi is the source of this 423-nucleotide messenger RNA. The record is from the annotation of a GenBank genome assembly. NCBI's taxonomy places the organism in Eukaryota, Metazoa, Nematoda, Chromadorea, Rhabditida, Strongylidae.
AUGGGACUAGAGGCAGCAGGAGCAAGUUUUGCAGUUUACCACAAUGGUAAACUUGUGGUAGACUUAUGGGGUGGUUUGGCUAACCGAGAUAGCGGUGAACCUUGGACAGAAGACACUAUGUCAGUACUAUUCUCAACCACGAAGAGCUUAUCUGCUACAGUAUUAGCCACUGUUAUGGAUGAAGAGGGAAUCUCAUACGACCGAAAAGUAGCGGAUUUCUGGCCAGAAUUUGCCCAAAAUGGAAAGGAAAACAUUACCAUUCAGAAUGUUGUUUUGCACCAGGCUGGUCUACCGUAUACCAAACAAAUGGUAAGUAGAGAAAAUUUUUCCGAUCGACGAUGGAUGAGCUCUUACUUUGAACGAGCUACACCCGUUUGGAAACCAGGCCAGCAGCAAGGUUACCACGCUUUAACCUUUGGGUAA